AUGGUUGACAACAAGCCUACUAAAUCGGAGAAACCUGUUAUUGAGACCCCAGAAGGUGUUGCUGAAGAACCUCAGGAAUGUACUUCAGAAGAAGCCGGAAGCUCGGAUGAUUUUGAGAUUGCGAAUUUUCGCGAUAUUGAAGAUGAAGAGGACUUCGACGGAUAUGAAGUGAUUUUUGGUGCGGACUUCAUUUUGGGUGAUGGUGAAGAAGAUGAGGUGGAAUUAGACGAUGAGAUGGUGGAGAAUGAAUUGGAGUAUGAGAUUGCGGAAGAAGCAUCCUUGGAUUGCGAUAUUGAGCCACCAAACAACUUCCGAGUUGAGGAUUAG
Caenorhabditis angaria is the source of this 327-nucleotide messenger RNA. The record is from the annotation of a GenBank genome assembly. Lineage: Eukaryota; Metazoa; Nematoda; Chromadorea; Rhabditida; Rhabditidae.